Messenger RNA from Lepisosteus oculatus (spotted gar), 3890 nucleotides. RefSeq names its product cyclin D1 (gene ccnd1). Gene Ontology annotation, biological process: regulation of cyclin-dependent protein serine/threonine kinase activity; mitotic cell cycle phase transition. The record is from RefSeq and is a predicted model, not a curated record. Gene Ontology annotation, cellular component: cyclin-dependent protein kinase holoenzyme complex; cytoplasm; nucleus. Lineage: Eukaryota; Metazoa; Chordata; Actinopteri; Semionotiformes; Lepisosteidae. Gene Ontology annotation, molecular function: cyclin-dependent protein serine/threonine kinase regulator activity.
CUAAGCAAAGCUCAGCGAUGGGAAGGACUACGAACUUAUAUGGGAUAGCUCUUUAAGACUUACUCUCCUCUCUGAGGCCUCUUUCUCUCUCAUGCUCGGAGUGGCUUUGAUCUUUCCUUAACAACAGUAACGUCAUUGCUUAGUACAGAACUAAAGGGGAGUUCUGUUGAGGACUGCGAAGUUUUGGAGCCGCCAGAGGGCUUGAGCAGCAGCAGCAGCAGCAACAGCAACAGCGAAACAGCAUCCAAGAAACUUGCUCAGCGCUCCGUCUGAAUCCUUCGAAAGUCCAAAGCUUAAAAAAGUGCAGAGACAUGGAACACCAGCUGCUGUGUUGUGAAGUAGAGACCAUCAGGAGAGCUUACCAAGAUGUCAACCUCCUUAAUGACAGAGUGCUACAGACAAUGCUAAAAGCUGAAGAGAACUAUCUUCCUUCUGCAAACUACUUCAAAUGUGUUCAGAAAGAAAUUGUGCCUUAUAUGAGGAAAAUUGUUGCCACAUGGAUGCUUGAGGUCUGCGAAGAGCAGAAAUGCGAAGAGGAGGUGUUUCCUUUGGCUAUGAAUUAUCUGGACAGAUUUUUGUCGGUGGAACCCACUAAGAAAACCAGAUUACAAUUACUGGGAGCUACGUGUAUGUUUUUGGCUUCAAAAAUGAAGGAAACCAUUCCGCUAACUGCAGAGAAAUUGUGCAUUUACACCGACAAUUCAAUCAGACCCAGCGAGUUAUUGCAAAUGGAACUACUGGUGUUAAAUAAGCUGAAAUGGGAUCUUGCUUCAGUGACGCCUCAUGAUUUCAUUGAACAUUUCCUUUCCAAACUGCCCAUCCACAUGGACACCAAGCAAAUUCUUCGCAAACACGCGCAGACUUUUGUGGCUCUUUGUGCAACAGAUGUCAAAUUUAUUGCCAAUCCACCCUCGAUGGUCGCAGCUGGAAGUGUGGCGGCGGCAGUUCAGGGUCUUCACCUCAAGAGUCUGGACAUGAUGCUAUCGUCUCAGAACCUCACAGACUUCCUAUCGCAAGUCAUCAAGAGCGAUCCGGAUUGUUUGAGGGCCUGCCAGGAGCAGAUUGAAAUGCUUCUUGAGACAAGCCUGCGACAGGCACAGCAGCACAGCAUCUCUUCAGAAACAAAGACUGUGGAGGAAGAAGUGGACCUCUCUUGCACACCAACGGAUGUGCGAGAUGUGAACAUUUGACUGGACUAUCCAUGGAGUUUGCCAUGGCAACAUGACAAAGAGGCUUUCGGGAAGGACAUGUUGGCCUACCAUCCCUACACACACAAAAAAAAGUAACGCAGCAAAAUAUCUUCAGGAUGACGAAUGCAAAAGAAGGGAUCAAUGCUUCGAUUCUUUUGAAUAUCUCCACCUUUUCUUCCCUUCAGCCUGUGGCAGAAAAAUACAGAAAAUUCUGAAAAUUUCCAAAAUACUAAAAAAAAUAAAACUUUCUUUAUAAAAAAAGAAAAAAAAAGUAGUAUAUGCGUAACUUACAAGGUUAUGCCACAAAAAAUAGACAUUUAUACAAGACAAUAAUCAACUAGUUUGUAUACAAGAAAGUGUGCCUACAAUCUUAUACAAACAAGUAGGUAUAAAAAUGGAAUUGUCUCCAGGAGAGGUGUCCAGUUUCAUUUUGUUUAAAGUGUGAGAAACCAUUUUUAAAGUAGAAGAGGUUUUUUGUUUUGUUUUCUUGUUUAUUUAGAUAGUACAAUUUAUAAUUUCCUUACAGAUUUAGCUUCAUUGCAGUCUAGGCAUCUCUGUGUCUGCUUGCUUUCACCUUUAGUCACUUUAUUAUAAUUUUGUCUCGUCUUCUUUUUUUAAAAAAUCAGUUCUUUAGAGCUUAUCCUCUUCUCCUUUUAAAUGGUUAAUGUAACCCUAUAGUGUAUUUUGUUUUAGCAUACAUUAUAAUAUGUUAUUCUUUAGAAGUCUGUGGAUUGCCUGAGCUUUUGGCUUCUGAAGUGCAUCCCUUAAUACUGCCCGAUUAAGUCCAAUUAACUGCUCAUGAAUAUAUUUGUGGGUAUGCAGAUGGGCAGAAGAGCUAUAUUUUGUCAUCAGCAACUUAAACAUUUCUGCAGUUAGCUGUGUAUUAAUAAGCUGAUUUAACUAAAAUCCUUGUCAAGCCCCUAGUGCAAUCCACAGUAGUUUUAUGAUUAUUCUGUCUUAUUUGUUUUCUAAAACCAUUCCAUUUAAAAGCACUUUCAGUCAAUUACAGAUUACUGACUCUUAGGAAAACCAUGUGGGACAUUAUGACAAAAUGGAAUGGUUUAGGAAUAUUGGAAGGCUUGUCUCUGCAAUGCAAAACAAGUCUGUUUAACUAUGGUGUUAUUUGAAAAGGAAAGGAUUUCUUCAACAUGGUGUUUUGGUGAAUUUUUGCCUAACUAUAGUGCUGAUGUCACGGCUUUUUAUUUUUCCCAGUAAAAAAUGAUGCUGGUGUAAGUAUGAUGCCAUCCUCUUAAGUAGGGUCUAUAAGGUGUACAUUAUAUGAACACCUGAAGAGAUAAGUUAACAUUGUAUUGUUUAUUGCUUUGUCUGCAUCUGAAACAUUUUAAACACUAAAAAUCUAAUUUAUAGCUAUAUUAAAAUUAAGGACUAUUUAUUGCAAAAAUAUUAUUUCUUGAGGCCAGUAUGGAUUAUGAAAUAAUUGCUUAGUCUUUUACGAAUAUUUAAACCUGCUAAAGUGCAUGAUUGCUAACAAACUGGUGUUUGUCACUAUCUGUUCAAGGCAAAAGCUCAGCCCACAAGUCUGUAGGCCCUACUUAUGAUGUUGAUGUACAAGAAGAAACACCAUAGUUAAAACAGUGGUAGAAUUGGUGUACUUGAAAAAGAAAGAAAAAAGUAUCGUUCCAAUGUGUUUCCCAACAUUUGACAUAAAUUUAGAGGCUAGUAGAAGAUUUGCACAACAUGGAGAUGUAUUUCUAGAAAGAAGUGGAGGAAGAAGCUGGAGGAAACAAUUGAAGUGUCUGUAUGAGGGAAAUGAGAUGGUAUGAUGUAAGUGAAUAACUGCCGAUCUAAGGUGUUGAUUGUACAAUGAGAAAAACUAAAACGGAGUCGACACUCCUUUUUUAUUGAGCUGCUAUGCUAUGGAAAAAUUCCCAGCAAAAGUAUGAAAACUUAAAAAAAAUAUAGACAAAAAAACGAUGCUUUUUUUCUCUUAUCUUAAGUGUUUGCUGCUAUUUUGUGGAUCAUUUUUAUUACAAUGUCAAUAUACUGCCAUGUAAUAGUUUUUAAUUUUCUCAUAGAAAAUUAUGAUAUUAUUGACAUCUUGUUUGUUUUUGUAGUUUUUUAUGUGAUCAGUUUUUACUUAAUGUGAUUUCUGCGCUAUUCCAAAAAAAAUGAAAAAAAGAAAAAAAAGACAAAGGUUCCUGUUCCAUAAUACCUCAUGCUGCAGUCAAGAUUUAUUGUGAUUAGUCCAGGUUUUUACAGGUUUUUAUUAUUCAGUGCCUAAUAGCUCUGUUGUAAACUGCAAAUCAAAAUGCAUUUAUCAUUAUCCAAAUGGGUCCUGCAGUGUGCAAGUAGAUAGCAUUAAAUGAACUGGUGCCAUAUCGAACCUGAUUAUAUAACUCUUUGAGUUUUAAGCUGUUUCAUUAAAAGAGACUGUAUUCCCCCUAUUAGGCCAUUAAUGGCCCAAUUUUAUAUAUUUAUAAAGCUUUUGUACAAAUUUUAAAGCAGAUAUGAUGGACGUUUGUAAUUGUCAUGUCUACUUUAUAAAGCCAUAGUGUGUUUACUGGUAGUAAUUUAACACAGUGUUGAUUAAAAUGUAUCUGAUGUCUUCAGCAUGAGUGGCCAGAGACUCUGCAUUUUUUAAUCGCGUGUAUUUACUGCACAAUAAAUUUUAAGUAGAUAUGAUUUGAGAUCACAGGUUUUCUACCUAUUUUAUUAGAAGAAUUAAACUAUUUUUUGAGA